Molecule: messenger RNA, 2220 nt
Organism: Oncorhynchus tshawytscha (Chinook salmon)
Lineage: Eukaryota; Metazoa; Chordata; Actinopteri; Salmoniformes; Salmonidae
Product: protein FAM83F-like
Exons: 4
Coding region: 679-2220 (513 amino acids)
Source: RefSeq, a predicted model, not a curated record
AGUAGGUGUGUCCAAACUUUUGACUGGUACUGUAUAUUUUCAGAGUAGCUUCCCCAACACUGCUGACCUGUGACCAAAUGUUUUAAAAAAAAUGUAUGUCACAGAACCAGAGCAUCCAAGAAAAGUAUCCGAAGCACAGGGUCUGAUAAAUACAUUUGGAAUUUAACUGUUUUGGUUUUUGCUUUGAGUCAUUUCAUUUUAGUUGGCUAGACAUUACAACAUUAUGUAGGCUAAUUUAUCUGUAUUGAGUUCUAUGUUAAACCUACAAGCCUAUACACUACAGUACCAAUGUGCUUUACGUGACACCACUCAAUUCUUGGUUGGCCUUUAUGGAAAUUCAAAAUAAUCACAUUCUCCAUGUAAGAAUUACCUCAACCACACACAAAGAUGGCGCCGUACUGUAUGGCUGCCGUCUUUGCUAUUUUGUGAUUAUUGUUCCUUGUUUUAUAGUAAACCUACUACUUAUAUCGAUUACUGCAUCGUUGGGAAAGAGUUUGCAAGAAAGCCAUUUCACUGUUCUUGUGCACGUGACAAUAAAACUUGACAUUUGAACUCCUCCCCCUACUUUUUGAACGUCACCUGUGUACGCACCCAACACCUACAGGUAAAGGUGUAUGCAAAGGAGAACUGCGGGGGAAGGAAGAAUUAACGGUUGGAAAAAUUCCGGAUACCGCUGCUAUGGCCGAGUCUCAGCUUCUGUGCAUGGACGAAGAUCAUGUCAACGAAAAGAUACCCGAAUCCAAAGCAGAGUUCUACUACUGCGAGGAGCAGCGAGCCGCGCUCGAGCAACUAUUGAAGAACGGUGAUGGCGCGUUCAAGAUGCGACUGAAAGAGGACAACGUCAGAGACUUUCUAUCCGCCCGCGAGAUUAAAUGGAUUCGAAAAACUUUUGAUGAGUAUGAUUCCGGUAGUGAGUCCGAGAAGGGCGAAUACGAAAAGGCUCAGGAGUCCAAUGCAGACUCGGGGGUCCACUCCACAUACUGGCCUCAGAUGUCGGACACGGAUGUCCCGCCGCUUGACAUCGGCUGGCCAGGCAGCACUAGUUUCUAUAAAGGUGUCACUCGAGUAUCCGUUCAUACGCACCCACCCAAAAACAAGGGGCCCCAUAUAAAAGAGGUUGUCAGGAGACUCAUUCAAGAAUCUAACAAGGUAGUAGCCGUGGUCAUGGACCACCUUACAGACCUGCAGAUCCUUCAGGACCUAUUGGACGCAGCACAGAGACGAGGGGUGGCUGUGUACAUCAUACUGGAGGCUCGUGGUAUGCCCCACUUCCUGGAUAUGUGCACUCGUUUACAGGUCACUGCUCUGCAUCUACGGAACCUGCGUGUGCGAACGGUGAAAGGUUCUGGGCUGGCCCUGUCAUUUGGCAGGCUGCCCGGCUCUCUGUGCUCCAAAUACAUGCUGGUGGACGGAGAAAAGGUUAUGUUUGGCUCUUACAGCUUCACAUGGAGCUCCUCUAGGAUGGACAGAAACACCAUCACAGUAAUGUCUGGGCAGGUGGUGGACUUCUUCGACAAUGACUUCAGGGAAAUGUAUGCUGUAUCUGAGAAUGUGGACCUUUACAAGGAGUUCCACAUAACCAAGCCUCCCAUGCCUGCGCCGGUACGGAAGGUGGUGGUCCCCAAGCCCCUGUUGAUGUCCACCUCCCGUUUCCAGGUGUCUCUAGGGGACUCUCGUGGGCAGGCUGACCAGAGGGUGCCUGCACAUAAAUACCACAACCCUAAGUAUUCUCUGGUGGUGGGGAACAGUCUCGGGCUCACUGGGUCCUUACAGGACCUCUCCACACUCAGAGACUCACUGGGCGGUGGACUCGAACGGAACGGACUGUCGACGCUACUCCAUGCCAAAGGGGGCAGUAGUGUGGAACUGGACAUGGUCACUGUGAAGUCCCCCAGUUCUCCUGUGGAGGAUGAGGAGGAUGGGAAGGGAGGUUCGCAGAAGCACCAGGCCUUAGGUGGAAAGAAACAACGCAGUUCUUUCAGGCUGUUCCUGAAAGGCAGAGGAUCCAAUCACAACAGUGAGACUAUAGAGGAGGAUGGGGCCACUCCUUCAAGCCCCUCCUCCACCCGCCCAACCCCCUCCCCUAGCCGCCCAACCCCCACCCCUAGCCACCCAACCCCACCCCUAGCCACCCAACUCCCUCCCCUAGCCGCCCAACCCCCUCCCUUGCCCAUCGAACCCCCUCCCCUACACGCCCAAACCCCUCCCCUACCCACCUAA